Messenger RNA from Meloidogyne enterolobii, 539 nucleotides. NCBI's taxonomy places the organism in Eukaryota, Metazoa, Nematoda, Chromadorea, Rhabditida, Meloidogynidae. The record is from the annotation of a GenBank genome assembly.
UGUUUUUUCCUCGUUUAACAGAACAACAAUUUUGGCGUGCCCUUGCAGCGCCCUCUCGUCCUUAUUUUAUCUAUGGGCGUCCUCAUCUAAGCCUUCAUUUUCAACUUUAUUUUUCCUCAAAAACAGUUCCUCACCGGGACUAUUCUCACAGUGUCCGUUGGAUUUUCUGUCUACGAUGUUGAUGCUGCCCGGCCGGUCAUAAACAACAAGCGCAAAUUCAGCCCAGCAGAGAGGAGGAGUUUGUGGAGAUGUGGAGGAGGAUUGGCCUUACGCAACACUCAUUACGCAAUCUUUUAGGUAAACGGGAAGGAAAGGACUUUGAAAAAAAGGCUGCUGUUGCUCUGAGGUCAGGUCAAAUAUGGUGGUGGCGCUGUAGGGCGGCAUGUUUUGGUCGCAUUCCUCCAAGUAUACAAUGCUGAAGCGACAAUUAUUAAAUUUAUUAUUUUUUUGAAGGGAAGGGGAAGGAGUUGAAAGCUCGAAUUAUUUAAACUUUUUUUGAAAGACAUCUGUGUUCUUUUAAAUUGUUGAUAUCCAAAUGA